AUGGAGUCAUGGAGCAAGCAGAAGGGACCGGAACUGGUUCGGACCACUGGAAGCAUCCAGAUCUCGGUCUUCCGCUUUGUCAGCUCCAAGAACGAGUCGCUCUUCUUGCAGCGCAAGAACCCCCGUAAGAUCGCCUGGACUGUCGCCUACCGCCGACUCCACAAGAAGGGUGUCACCGAGGAGGUCGCCAAGAAGCGCUCGCGCAAGACCGUCAAGCACCAGCGUGGUAUCGUCGGUGCCUCGCUCGAGCAGAUCAACGCUCGCCGAAACCAGAAGCCCGAGGUGCGUGCUGCCGCUCGCCAGGCCGCCGUUGCCAAGAGCAAGGAGGACAAGAAGGCCAAGGCCGAGGUUCGCAAGGCCAACAAGGUCAAGUCGCUCGGUGCCGGUGGUGCUGGUCCCCAGGUUUCGCGACAGCAGAUGAAGGGUGGUGCCGGCAAGCAUUACCUCCGAGGAUCAACACCUCAGCGUCUUCGAAUCACUUUUCUCCUAACUUUUUGGUCUCGACCAGCCAAUCAACGACGCUGUCCAAACCGAUCAACUCGCUACACCGACCAGCUCCACCAAAAGGUCGUCCUCCGCUUCCAAGCCGUCACCCGCCGCAAAUUCGCCUUCUCUCUCCUCUUUCCUUAA
Molecule: messenger RNA, 630 nt
Organism: Pseudozyma hubeiensis SY62
Lineage: Eukaryota; Fungi; Basidiomycota; Ustilaginomycetes; Ustilaginales; Ustilaginaceae
Product: 60S ribosomal protein L24
Exons: 4
Coding region: 1-630 (209 amino acids)
Biological process (GO): cytoplasmic translation
Cellular component (GO): cytosolic large ribosomal subunit
Molecular function (GO): mRNA binding; structural constituent of ribosome
Source: RefSeq, a predicted model, not a curated record